Messenger RNA from Fonsecaea nubica, 909 nucleotides. RefSeq lists its product as hypothetical. The record is from RefSeq and is a predicted model, not a curated record. The transcript has 6 exons. Gene Ontology annotation, molecular function: oxidoreductase activity. Bases 1 to 909 code for a protein of 302 amino acids. NCBI's taxonomy places the organism in Eukaryota, Fungi, Ascomycota, Eurotiomycetes, Chaetothyriales, Herpotrichiellaceae.
AUGUCUACAACCCCAACCUGGGACGCUGAUAUUCAAGAUCCUUCAGACUGUGUUUAUUUGCGCUGCAUCAUCAUGUCCGACAUCUCUAUACGCGAGGGAGACCUGAAGGGUCUGAAGGGCAAACGCGUUGUUGUGACGGGCGGUAGCUCGGGUAUCGGUCUCGGAUUCGCAAACCUGGUAUCGUCCUUGGGUGGCCUGGUCGUCAACGGAGAUCUUCGAGCUCCCCAGGAAGCGUUGCCCGGCGUCACUUUUUUCGCGACAGACACCACAUCUUGGUCGUCUCUUAUCAAUCUUUUCGAGUUUGCGAACAACACAAUGGGAGGAAUUGACAUGAUCGCAGCAAAUGCCGGUGUCAGCACGUGCGAGGACUAUCUAUCCGGAGAGCUGGACGGAAAGGGCAAGCUCAAAGAGCCUACACAUGACAAUUUGCGAGUCAACCUCAUCAGCUGCAUCAAUUCUGUCAUCUUAGGUGUACAUCACCUGCGACAGCAGGGAGAGGGUGGCGCCAUUGUCAUCACUGCCUCCGCGUCAAGUUUUCAAAGAUUCAUUGCAACGGAUUACGCCGUCGGAAAACAUGGUAUUCUAGGAUUCAUGCGCUCACUUGCGGAUCGUCUAGAUCAGUCCGAGCAAAUACACAUAGGCGCAGUUGCGGCAAUCUGGACAUCGACGGGGAUGCUGAGUGAUCAGGUCGCUCAAUGUGUUCCAACACAAGAUGCGAGAACCGUUGCUCUCUCCAUCGCCUGGCUGGCUUUGCAUGCGGAGACGCACGGCCAGGUCAUUUACUCUGCGAGCGGCUCGUACCGCGAAAUCGAGCUUCCCAUCCAAAGCUACACCAGGAAGCUACUGGGAGUCGAGAAGUCGGAAGGCGAGCUUGCGAUUGAGCUAUCUAAACGGGGCGCGCUGGAGUAG